AAGGGCGAUUCCCUUUGUAAUUACAUGAGCUGUUGGGAUUUUAUUGGUGAUCAUAACCGUGGCUUAGGUUUAACGUUUUGAUUCCCUGUGUACUGUGUAUGGUUCAUCUUCAUCCUCAGUUCACGAACGAAAUUAGAACAAUAACAUAAAAGUCGGAAACCGAUCGAUCGUGAUUUUUGAAAACGAUGAAAAAGGAAUUCGCCGUCCCGCCUGUGAACUUUCCCUCUGGGGGCAACCCAUCUGCCACCAGCAACAUCAACCAACGCCGAGUACCAACGGCACCGUUUCAACCCAACCGUCCUGCCACCUCUUCUAUCCCUUUUAUGUCUUUUGAUAUCGGUUCCGCCUCCGCAUCUUACGGCGGUUCUAUUACCACGUCGACAUCGUCCCUUCGUGGUCCAGCUUCAUUUGACGACGAAGAACCUCUUCUCGACGAGCUUGGCAUCCACCCUGAUCAAAUCUGGAGAAAAACUAAAUCAAUUUUAAAUCCAUUUCGUGUGAAUCCCACCGUCCAUAAAGACUCGGACCUUUCAGGCCCAAUUUUCCUCUACCUCUCUUUCUGUCUCUUUCAACUCCUGGCCGGAAAGCUCCAAUUCGGCGUUAUUCUUGGAUGGAUUGUGAUUUCUUCCAUCUUUUUGUAUGUCGUUUUUAAUAUGUUAGCCGGACGAAAUGGGAAUCUCGAUUUGCACACAUGUACUAGUGUGGUUGGUUACUGUAUGCUUCCUGUGGUGAUCCUAGCGGCGUUGUCCUUGUUUUUACCUCAGGGCGGGCUUGUACGACUGGUGGUGACCGCAGUUUUUGUUCUUUGGGCUACUAGGGCUGCAGCCAAUCUGAUGGUUUCGCUCGCUGACGGAGAAGAGGAACAUCGAGGACUGAUAGCGUAUGCCUGUUUCUUGAUUUACACUCUUUUUUCACUUCUUGUUAUAUUUUAAUUUCAUCUUAUAGUGAGUAAUUGAUUGGUGUUGAAUAAAACUGAGUUUUGUAUUGAAAGUAGGGAAUUCCUGGAAGUUGUAGCUAUAUAUGAAUCUCUUUUGAGAUGGUAUUGAAGUGAACUAUCUUUCCGGUAUUCAGAUAAAUCAACUUGCUAUUCUAAAAUA
Messenger RNA from Mangifera indica (mango), 1097 nucleotides. RefSeq names its product protein YIPF5 homolog. NCBI's taxonomy places the organism in Eukaryota, Viridiplantae, Streptophyta, Magnoliopsida, Sapindales, Anacardiaceae. Gene Ontology annotation, biological process: endoplasmic reticulum to Golgi vesicle-mediated transport; vesicle fusion with Golgi apparatus. The record is from RefSeq and is a predicted model, not a curated record. Gene Ontology annotation, cellular component: trans-Golgi network; membrane. The coding region runs from base 186 to 932 and encodes 248 amino acids. The transcript has a single exon.